CGGCCGCCCGCGCCCGCCCCCGGCUCUGCUCGCUCCGCGCCCGCCCGCUCGACCCAUCGCCCGGACACGGCCGCUGCUCCGCGACCGACCGACCGACCGACCCACCGCCCGGGGAGACCUGGCGUUGCCCUCGCCGGCUGCGCAGGGUUAAUCGGCUUGAUCCCUCGGUCGCCUGGACUCGUGGGAAGGAGGAUAACAAUCCAGAUUGCUCUGUGUGUGUGUGUGCGCGCGCGUGUGCGUGUCCUAGCAAUUCUGCAUUGCAACACUUGCUAGUGGAGAAGCGACUGAAAUCCCCUGGAAUUGGGAUAAAAAAAAAAUCAAAAUAUUACCUGAGGUCUCUGGCUUAUUUCUUCUUUUUCGUUUUUAAUAGUCCCUCUCAGCAAAGUGAGAGACAGGGAUCGCAGGCAGGGAAAAGUCCUCAAGGACCCCGUAAUCCUGGAGGAACCCGAACAGGACCCUCGCGCGGACAUGUGCGGCUUUCCUGCGCACUCCUGGAGGCUCGGUACAGCCGAGGGGUUCCUGCCACAGUAGAUCCGGCCCUGGGAAACGGCGCGUCUUAUUCGUCUCUGUGUGGUUACUAACCUUCCCCCAUCCCUCCCCUUCCCUGCUAGCACUCUCUCGCACACAUACUGUCUCUUUGCCUCUUGAGCACACACGCACACCCCUAGAGCUUCGGAAGCAACUCUCUUUUCUGCUAGCAUGGGUCCCCUGGCAUCAUGAACGUUAUUCUCUCUCCUUGGCUGGAAUUCAGACUGCCCGUCUGUAGGUGUUUUGUGCCUUGACCAUGCACCUGAGAAUAGACCCCAGCAUUUGCCCGGGACGCCGCCCCGCCUGGACCCUGUGGAUGUGCUCCCUCUUUUGGGGAUGUAUCGUCAGCUCUGUGUGGAGUUCCUCUAACGUGGCUUCUUCUGCCUCCUCUUCCUCGUCUGUUUCUCAGGCUCAGUAUGAGCAUCACUUCCACGGCAGCAAGCACCACUCUGUGCCUAUCUCUAUCUACCGCUCCCCUGUCUCCCUCCGAGGAGGACACGCUGGUGCCACAUAUAUAUUUGGGAAGAGUGGAGGUCUCAUCCUGUACACCUGGCCAGCUAAUGAUAGACCAAGCACAAGGACAGACCGUCUUGCUGUGGGCUUCAGCACAACCGUGAAGGAUGGCAUCCUUGUUCGGAUUGACAGUGCCCCUGGGCUUGGUGAUUUUCUACAGCUGCACAUAGAGCAAGGCAAGAUUGGUGUAGUCUUCAAUAUUGGCACAGUGGAUAUCUCUAUUAAAGAGGAAAGCACACCUGUAAAUGAUGGCAAAUACCACGUAGUACGCUUUACCAGGAAUGGUGGCAAUGCCACCCUUCAGGUUGACAGCUGGCCAGUGAAUGAACACUACCCCACAGGCAACACUGAUAGUGAACGGUUCCAAAUGGUAAAACAGAAAAUCCCCUUCAAAUAUAACCGGCCUGUAGAGGAGUGGCUGCAGGAAAAAGGACGACAGUUAACGAUCUUCAACACCCAGGCGCAAAUAGCCAUAGGAGGGAAGGACAGAGGGCGUCUCUUUCAAGGCCAGCUCUCCGGUCUCUAUUACAAUGGCUUGAAAGUGCUGAACAUGGCAGCGGAGAACAACCCCAACAUUAAAAUCAAUGGAAGUGUCCGACUCGUUGGGGAAGUCCCAUCCAUCCUGGGAACAACACCCACAACCUCUGUGCCACCGGAAAUGUCUACUACAGUCAUGGAAACCACAACUACGAUGGCGACCACUACGACCCGAAAAAAUCGUUCACCGCCCAGCAUCCAGACUACAGAUGACAUUGUUUCAUCAGCUGAAUGUUCCAGUGACGAUGAAGAUUUCAUUGACUGUGAACCCAGUACAGGUAAGUCAGGAGGUGAAUUAGUUAUCCCUCUACUUGUAGAAGACCCUUUAGAUAUCCCUCCUAUUGCUACUCGUGCACCUUUCAUUACACUUCCCCCUACCUUUCGCCCCCUCCUCACCAUUAUUGAGACCACCAAAGAUUCCCUGUCCAUGACCUCUGAGGCGGGGUUACCUUGCUUGUCGGACCAAGGCAGCGAUGGUUGUGAUGAUGAUGGCUUGGUGAUAUCUGGGUAUGGCUCAGGGGAAACCUUUGACUCUAACCUACCCCCUACUGAUGAUGAAGAUUUUUACACCACCUUCUCCUUGGUAACAGAUAAGAGUCUUUCCACUUCCAUCUUCGAAGGUGGCUACAAAGCACACGCACCCAAGUGGGAAUCCAAGGACUUUAGACCUAACAAAGUCUCCGAAACUGGUAGGACUACUACCACGUCUUUGUCCCCUGAGCUGAUCCGCUCCACAGCUUCGUCCUCGACUGGGAUGGUGCCCAAAUUGCCAGCCGGCAAAAUGAAUAACCGUGAGCUCAAACCCCAGCCUGACAUAGUCUUGCUUCCGUUGCCCACUGCCUAUGAGCUAGACAGCACAAAGCUGAAGAGCCCGCUAAUCACUUCCCCCAUGUUCCGUAAUGUGCCCACAGCAAACCCCACGGAGCCGGGAAUCAGACGGGUUCCGGGGGCCUCAGAGGUGGUCCGCGAGUCGAGCAGCACAACGGGGAUGGUCGUCGGCAUUGUGGCUGCUGCCGCCCUCUGCAUCCUCAUCCUCCUGUAUGCCAUGUACAAGUACAGGAACAGGGACGAGGGGUCCUAUCAGGUGGACGAGACGCGGAACUACAUCAGCAACUCAGCCCAGAGCAACGGCACGCUCGUGAAGGAGAAGCAGCAGAGCUCAAAGAGCGGCCACAAGAAGCAGAAAAACAAGGACAAAGAGUAUUAUGUGUAAAAAAGAAUACUUAUUUAUAUAUAAAUAUAUAAAUACUUAAUGAGAUUUAACUGAAAUAUCAGAACCAUUGCAGCGAACGAGAUGAUUGGGAGAUAUCGUUUGUGGGAAAAAGUAUUGGGAAAAAAUUUCAGCAGUGACUGUUAAUGUCUCAGUCAUCGCUUGGAGUCAGCAAACUUUGCCCUAAUGUAUUAUAAAGCACACUUAGCGUUCUGGAGAUGGCGCGCACAGCUCUGCUCUGUUAGUGAACUUGGACAUCUCCAAAUCUCCUCCUCCGCUGAACUUUCUGCAAAAGUAGAAGACUUCAUGGCUUACUUGUUUCAUAUCUCCAAGUGAGUCUUUAACAAUGUUCGUGAUCCCUGACUGUAUCGAUAAUUUUUCAGUUUACUUAUUAAAAAAAAAAAAAAAGAAAAGGAAAGAAAAAUAAAAAAAAUACAACCAUUAUUAAACAACAAAGAAAUAUUGAACAAAAUUAUCUGGCCGUGUCCAGCAUACAUAUAAUUUUUCGAGAUUGGAGGAGGGGAAUAAAUGAUUUUGGAGAUUGUUGGAUUUUUGGUUUGGUUUGGUUUUGUUUCUUGGGUUACUUAUUGUUUGGUUUUCUUGGUUACUUUUGGGUGUGGGAGGGAAGAAUGGAGUGGAAUGGUGCAGGGGGUGAACUAGGGCAUAUGUUGAGAAGAAAUCUCGGAAAAAAAAGCCCCCUAAUAAAUAAAGAGAGACUAUUGCCAUAUAUGAACUCAAAAGCUACCCAUGGUGUUUACUCUGCAUAUCUGGUUGUGUUGUCUCUAGAAUCUGUGGUCUUGCAGUAAGUUGUUUGCUAACAACGCAGUGAAAGUGACUCAUGGGUGGUGCUGAAGAAAAUUAUCAUGGAAAGCUGGUUCCCUUGGAUGUGGCUCUAGUAUUUGCAAUUGAACUAAAGAGUAUAUGUAUUUGGGUCUGUUCUGAUCAGUCAUUGGCUUUGAGUACCGCACUUAGUAUGCAUUAGCACAACCAAAGUAUGUUUAACAGGAUUUGAAGAUUCAAAAAGGAAUACAUAAAAGUUAUUAACUAUUCUGAGCUGAAUAUAUUGUGCAAAAAUAAAGGAGCCUUCCUCUGGGUUCUGGUUCUGUGACAUUGCAAUGUAUGCAAAAAAUAAUGAUAAAUCAGUUUCAUAAAGAGAUCAGAAAGACACCACUGGAGUUCAACUUGUGACAAGACCAAUAAAUGUCAGAAAAGCUAAACAAUUGUAAAAGAAUGCAAAACACAUAGAUUUUUUGACAUAUAACUGGUUUUCAUAUGUAAUGUUUUAAUUUUGUAGCUUGACAUUUCAGAUCAUCUCUGUCUUUCCAUUUGCCCUAUUCUCCCUUUUCCUCCUCUUUUAUAUAAAAGAAAAUAAAUGAAGCUGCUGUGACACACAGAAAAAAAAAAAAGAAAAGUUAAUUUAAUAAUAUAAUAUAUAUAUAUACACACAGAUAUAUUUAUCAUGGUAUGUUUGAUGGGACGACUGGAACAGAAGUUCUGUUAUGGUCUUAAUGUGGAAUGAGAAUGUUCUUGAAGAACAGAGUAAAAAGAAACAGACAACAAAAGCAAACCUUAAAAUGUGAAGUGUGUGUUUUAGCUUUGUCACAGUUACCUGUGUCAAAAAAAAAUCUGAAAUUUUGUUUACAUAUUUUACUACUAUUUUUUUGCUAGUAUAAUUUCUAUAUGGAUACCCUGAUGGUGUAUAUACUGUUUUAUGGUUAAAUUGGGAAUUUCUUUUAUUUUAUUUAACUUAUUUAAUUUCAUUGUUUGGUUUCUACAUUUUCCCAGUUAUUGUGAAAAGGAUUAUCUUACUGUACAGAACAAUAGUGAGGUGGUUUGACGGCCAUGCCUACCAUGAUCAAAAAAGCAAAUAAGAGAGAGAGAGAGACAGACAGAAAAAACAACAAAAACCAAGAAGGAUUGAGAACUCUGGAAUAUCAGAAAUGUACACUUUUGCUGUAUGCGGUUGAAAACUAAUCAGCUGUUUAGGUUUAGAAAUCUACUCUUGCUGGUGUUUAUAAGUCGCAUGAAUAUUUGACUCUGAAGAAGUGUCAUCAGAUACACACACGCACAUGGGAACUUAAAUUCAAAAAAACAGUCUUCUCAAACAUUUAGAGAAGAUACUUUCAUGUUAACAAAUAUUUUCAGUGCGUGUAUGUGUGCGUGUGUGUGGUGCGUGUGCGUGUGUGUGAGGUUGAGCUUUUUUUCUUUUUUAUUUUUUAUACUAAAAAGAAAAAAAAAGACAGGUUUUAAAAAGGUAUGAAAGCACGAUUUUAGAUGACUUAACUGGCCGAAACUAUAUAAAGUUGAUUAUAUCUUGAUGUCUGUAAAAGAUUGCUGUUCUUGGAGUCUUGGAGUCUUGUGAAAUGAUUUCCUGCUUUCUUUCUUCCUUUCCUUUUCACUUUCCUUUUUUAAGUUAAAGAAAAAAUAUUUACACUUUCCUUUUUUGUGUAAGUUUCUAUUGGACAGUUUUUGGGAACAUGUGCAUUUCUGUAUGUGGGCUUCUACCAUAUCCCUGUUGCUUUAUGGACAACCUGAAGAAUUUUUAUUUGAGUUUUUGUGAUGUUAUUGCUUUUUUCUCUUUCUUUUUCUUCUUCCUUUUUGAUUCUUUUUCUUUUCUUAGUUGCAUUUUGUUUAAAGAUAUGCUUAGCAAUAAAAUGUUCUUCCCAAA
Molecule: messenger RNA, 5456 nt
Organism: Pipra filicauda (Wire-tailed manakin)
Lineage: Eukaryota; Metazoa; Chordata; Aves; Passeriformes; Pipridae
Product: neurexin-3-beta
Exons: 7
Coding region: 785-2791 (668 amino acids)
Source: RefSeq, a predicted model, not a curated record